Colletotrichum graminicola M1.001 is the source of this 549-nucleotide messenger RNA. RefSeq lists its product as uncharacterized. The coding region runs from base 1 to 549 and encodes 182 amino acids. The transcript has 3 exons. NCBI's taxonomy places the organism in Eukaryota, Fungi, Ascomycota, Sordariomycetes, Glomerellales, Glomerellaceae. The record is from RefSeq and is a predicted model, not a curated record.
AUGGUCAACUUUGCUCUUCCCACCUUGGCCGCUCUGGCCGUGGCCCAACUUACUGGAGCCACCCCAGUGGCAACUCAGUCCGGCACCACAGAGGUGUUUUCAUUCUCCAAAUGGGUCGACGGCAUCAUCGCCAACCCCAACGGCGACAACUUGACUCCCGAGGAGGCUGUUGAGGCCUGGCACGCAUCUGUCAACGAGACGAGCGCGGCCGCAACCGGGGAAAACCUCAUCCAGAAGCGUUACACCUGCAACACCAUCCCCAACACGGAGGCCUACGUUCCCGAUGCAGUGGCCUGUAUCAACGAACUCGCCCGUAGGGGUGGCCAGGAGUGCAGAGUCGACGCGGUCACUGUCUUCUGCGUCAUUGGCCGGGCUCAAAUCACCGGAGUCAGGGGCGGCAACACGCCCACGGCCUCGUCUUGCAACGACGUCGCCCGUGGUGCCGGCUACGUGAUGGACCACUGCACCCGCGCUGAUAACACGGUACAGGGUUCGGAAUUCGCUUACGGUAACGGCAACCUUUUGGUUUGGAUCCGCCGACCCAGUUAA